Messenger RNA from Nematolebias whitei (Rio pearlfish), 3218 nucleotides. It is a transcript of the gene mybl2a, whose product is annotated as v-myb avian myeloblastosis viral oncogene homolog-like 2a. NCBI's taxonomy places the organism in Eukaryota, Metazoa, Chordata, Actinopteri, Cyprinodontiformes, Rivulidae. Gene Ontology annotation, biological process: regulation of DNA-templated transcription. The record is from RefSeq and is a predicted model, not a curated record. The coding region runs from base 114 to 2762 and encodes 882 amino acids. Gene Ontology annotation, molecular function: RNA polymerase II cis-regulatory region sequence-specific DNA binding; protein dimerization activity; DNA-binding transcription factor activity, RNA polymerase II-specific. The transcript is spliced from 12 exons. Gene Ontology annotation, cellular component: nucleus.
UUAGCAUGUGUUGUUGGAACAGUUUUUAAGUCGUAAAAAAAGUUCCUGUUUUUGUUUCCCAGCUACUUCUGAUUUGUUGAGGAACAGCAGCCAGCCUCUCAAAACAGCACGACAUGGAAGAAGAGGGAAAUAGUAAACCAUCCAUUAUGACUGAUAUGGCUGCAGCAGAAAAGGAUGAUGAUGAUGAUGAUGAUUUCAAAGCUAAAUGGACCCAAGAAGAGGAUGAAAAUCUCAAAAUUCUGGUCAGCAGCUUUGGACAAAAAGAUUGGAGAACAAUUGCUAGUUUUUUACCAGGGCGAUCAGAAAUACAAUGUAUGGUUCGCUGGAAAAAACAUCUGAGUCCUGACAUUAUCAAAGGCCCUUGGUCCAAAGAGGAAGAUGAAAAGAUGGUGGAGCUGGUGGCCAGGUUUGGCACCAAAAACUGGGCUGCAGUUGCUAAGCACCUAAAGGGUAGGAUGGGAAAACAGUGCCGUGAACGAUGGUAUAACCAACUUGACCCGAUUCUUAACAAGAGUACCUGGACUGAUGAAGAAGACCUCAUUUGCUACAAAGCUCAUUGCAUUCUUGGUAAUCGGUGGGCUGAGAUUUCCAAGCUGCUCCCUGGACGAUCAGACAACUCUGUAAAGAACCACUACAACUGCUCGAUCAAACGCAAAGCCGAGCUAGGCAUGUUCAAGGAUGUAUUUGACACAGUUUCCAUUAAUAUUCAAAAUUUUACGGAUGGAGAGGUGGACUUCAAAUGUGAUGUCGUAAUAGACGCUGAUCCAGUGAAUCCUGAACUUGUCAAGUCUCAGAGAGUAAAACAGACCAAGGAGAACGAGAAAGAAAAACAAAAGAAGGCUGUUCAAGCUCAUCAAAACCCUGCAUCAAAAGAGUCGUCCUCCACUUGUCCUCCUUUGCCCCACAGUUCAAGUUCCAGUCCAAGUUCUGUUGUUGUGUCCGUUACUCAGGUGGAGCAGAAAAGGUUUGCUGAAGCAGCACUGAGAAUGAUCGCUGAAGACAUGCUGCCACUCAGUUUUGUUGAAGGCACAGGCUUCAGGUCAUUCAUGAGUACCAUCAGUCCAGAGUACAGCAAACUUUCCCAGCGUGCCGUUGGCCUUCUGCUUUAUGAGGAAGUGGAACGAACCAUCAAACCAAAGCUCAUCCGUGACCUCAAAAUGUCCCUUGCCAAAACCACAGAUGGUAAAAAUUUAAUUCAUGUCACUUGUGACCUGUGGGCGGGAGAUUCAACUGAACAUUUGGAUGAUCCCAUGCUCGUUGUGCAGCUCCACUUCCUUAACGAAUCCUGGCAGCUUCGUCGUCCUAUUGUGGCCUUUCGUCACCUCAGCCAUAAAAAACUCAGUACUGUUGUGGCCAAGGAGAUUGAGGGUGUGCUGCUGAGCUACGGCAUCUUUCCACAAACCAUUGGAUACAUCUUUGCUAACCAGGCCAAAGAGCUGCUAUCUGGAAACAACUUGUUUUGUGACUACAGGAUCGUAUGUUCGUCUAACAGGGGAGAACCAGACGUGGAUGAAAUCUUGACUUUUUUGUCAGACCGGUCCUCUGAAACACAGUCCCCGUUUUCCAAGUUGCAGACUGGGAUAAGAACGACAUGUAUUGUCAGAAUGUUGCAGACUGUUAUCAAGGAUGCUCUAAAGAAUUCCAGAGUAGUUGAGAACCUGCUCUCACAAGCCCACAAUGUUGUAGCUUUCUUUAGGAAAUGUGCCUACUGGAGUGAGGCUCUGUUGAAGGAGUGCAACGUGUCUCUGUGCCCUUCCUCCAGUAAUUGUCGCUGGAACUCCAUGAUGCUAUCCUUACGACGUAUGGUGCAGGAGACUACAUGGAGCACCGUCAUGACUCUCCUGGCCCAGGCUCGUAUAGAGGCCACAGACUCAUCCAGCGCCCCCCCACUGGUCAUGGUCAAGAGGGAGCAGGUGGCUGAUAUUCUGGGUCUUCUUCAGCCUUUUGAGGAGGCUUUGCAGGUCCUCCAAGGUAAUGGUGUGACCAUCUCUUUUAUCAUACCCUCCCUCAUCAACCUUGAUAAGAACUUGGAGAACUGUGCCACUAACUACAUGCACUUUUGCAAGGCCCUGCGUACCGGCCUUCACACACAUUUCCAGUCUCUGAUUUACCAGUCAGACAUCCUGCUUGCUACAGUGCUCGAUCCCAGACUCAAACUGCAGCCAUUUCCUGAUGCCAAACUGAAAGCUGAAGAGAAUGUCUUAACACCUCCAUCAAAGUCUGAAGUUCACAGCAUCCUAGCAGCGAUAUUAUACUGCAAGAAGGUCUCAGAAUCCUCUCCUGAGUCUGAGGUGGCAGGCAACGAGACAGCAAGCACCGAGCAGACAGAGGAGCAGGCUGAGGGAAGAGAAAGACAACCCAAGGAAACCGAGGAAACUGGCAUCUCAGAUGAUAUGUUGGACGAAGUCAGCAGAAACAACUUCAAGCGCAAGUCCAUCUUUAGCUCCAUCCUGCCUCCUGCAAAGACUAUGAAGAUGUCAGAGUUUGACCAGUACCUGUCGGAACCCGUCUUGGAAAAUGUAUUCAUUCUGUCCUACUGGAAAUCUGCCCUUCGCUUCCCACGACUGCAAGAGAUUGCCAGGAAGCUGCUGGCUGCACCAGCUACCACUGGGGGAUUCGACCGCCUUUAUCCGAUGGCAACAUGUAUCGUGAAAGCCAAACGGAACCAUCUCCUUCCUCACACCACAGAGCGACUGCUCCUGUACAGAAACACUGUUAAAACUAGUCCUGUUAACAAGGUCGGCGGAGUUCCUAAAAAGUGAAGAGCCAAGCGACACUUGAGUCUCGUUUUCAUCCAGAUCUACCCAAGUGUUCUUGUUUCACCCAGCCGAAGCUCUGAAAGUAAGCUGCUGAACUAGUUACUGUAGUUACUUUGUAAUAAAUGAUUAAAUAAAAUCUCAUUAACUGUUUGUAAAUAAAUGUAGGUUUUUUUUUUUGCACAUCAUGGAAAAUUGUAAUUUGUCUGAACUGUGACUCGAGAAAAAAUUAUAGCCCCAGGAUGAAUCUUUUUGUUGUUGUUAGAGUUCUAAUCAAAGGAAGAGAACAUGUACUUUUGGAGAAUUUCAAACUUUCUGACUAUGCUCUUGAGAUAUUUUUAUUUUUUAUUUAACUUUUAUUUAUACAAGUAGACUCAUUGAGUCAUGAGCACUAAUUUUCACGAGAGACCUGUUUAUCAAGAAAGAUUAAAAAUUAUUGUACACCUUUUACUUUUCAAAGAA